AUGUCUGCCGAUGAAUCUAAUUGCCUCGACUUUUUCCGCUAUUGGUCGUCGGAGAGGCUCUCUGGAGUAUUCCAAUCCAGAUUCUGGAGUUCGAGGGUGCUGCAGCUCUCGAACAAUGAACCUGCUGUCUUUCAUGCCUUGAUUGCCCUUUCGUCGUUCCAACGAAGUGAAAUUACAACUGAUAUGUCACUUGAAGGCCCAAAAUCCUCCAAGAGUCGAUCAUUCAUCGACAAAUGGCAACAGCUUGGGUUGCAGCAAUACAACAAGGCCAUUGAGAGUCUUCACAUUCAUUUCGCCGCGAAAGAUCACCUGUCCAUUAAAGUCACACUCGCUGUGUGUAUUUUGCUCACAUGUACUGACAUAAUUCGAGGAGCCCGCGCUGCUGCUAACACACAUAUUGAAAACGGUAUCAGGUUAUUGUUAGCUCUUUAUCGUGCCGACAAUGGCCUCCAGCAGAUCGCAACCCUUACUGCCAAUGCCCGUCCCAUGAACAGCAUGCAGGAUCGAUGUAUUGAGCUGGAUCUUAUCGAAGCAGUUAUACGCUUGAAUACACAAAACCUCGUAUUCGGUCACCCAAUUCGCGUGCUGUUAACAGCUGCAGGGCUUGGCCCUCUUUAUCCACUCGAAAUGCCGCCCACCUUCGACAGUCUCGGCGAAAUGAGAACAUAUUUAGACAGAAUCUUGAACUUGGUGCUUCGGCCACCCAGAAAGAGGAGCCAAAAGGGCACUUGGGAAAAACUGUCACUUGAAGAAUUCAAUUGCCAGCAACAUUUUUUACAACGAGCCUUGGAUAAGUGGCUCAGCGCAUAUCAAGCAUCAGUCCCGGUAGUUCAGCUAAGUUUAUUAUCAAGACUGUCGCCAGGAAUCGAAUUGCUGCGCGUUUACUAUGUCAUGGCUACAAUCAUGCUCUCAGCUCGAGAUCCAGGAGGGGGUCUUGCGGGAUCCCAAAUGACGUACGACUCGCACUCUGAAACCUUUGAAGAUGUGCUGGAAAGAACAACUACAGUGUUUGGGAUACUGAACCAAGCAGAAUCACCAAUACCCGGCUGCGACUGGAUCCCUGAUCAGAGAGGAUUGGACCUCAAAGCAGACAUGGGUAUUCUUCCUCCAUUAUCCUACACUGCGAUAAAGUGCCGACAGCCUUUCAUACGCCGGAGAGCAAUCGAAUUGCUCGUUAGAGUUAGCCACUGUGAAGGACUUUGGGAUGGAGUUGCUGUAGCUGCUGUCGUCCAAAAAAUUAUUGAACUGGAAGAAGGUGACUUUUAUGCCACAACUUCAGAACGACCCUGGUACAUGUGGGGUUCUGAGUGUCACAGGAGUAAACCCGGUCCUACGACGAUGGCCGGUACCAUAAGGCAAACUGUUGCAGCACUACCAGAAGCUUAUAGGUUCCAGGACGUGGAGGUGAUUUUGAAAGAAGGGACAUCGCCCACCAAGGCAAGGGUGGCUUAUCAAUGUCGACGUGGGGACUCCCUGCUGCAGGGUGAACACGGUAUUCAUGAAUCCAAAAGCAUCGUGUGUAAUCUUUUGCAUAGGAAUAGGAUUGGCACUAGCCUCCAUUAA
Pochonia chlamydosporia 170 is the source of this 1563-nucleotide messenger RNA. Its product is annotated as fungal specific transcription factor domain-containing protein. The transcript has a single exon. Bases 1 to 1563 code for a protein of 520 amino acids. The record is from RefSeq and is a predicted model, not a curated record. NCBI's taxonomy places the organism in Eukaryota, Fungi, Ascomycota, Sordariomycetes, Hypocreales, Clavicipitaceae.